Arabis nemorensis is the source of this 390-nucleotide messenger RNA. Lineage: Eukaryota; Viridiplantae; Streptophyta; Magnoliopsida; Brassicales; Brassicaceae. The record is from the annotation of a GenBank genome assembly.
AUGAAGAACCCUGAUAAUCCUAGGGCUUCACCACCACCGGACAACUGGAAUGAUCUGAAGAUGUUGGCCGAUGUUGCCGCUAGAGAGUACGAUGCUAGAACCACUAAAGAAGACAGUUCCAAGUCGCCUCCAUGUCCGAGAUUUUCUUACGGAGGAAGAAUCAAGAAUCAUAUACGAACAAUCGGUUUUGAAGAUUCGCAGAGAAGUUGGAACGAUGUGGUUGCCAAGAACACCUUUAAAGUCCACGGUGUGUUUCAUGUCUGGUCUUUUCGAUCCGGUAGAGGAAAGCUCUGUUUUGUUCUCGUCCCUCCUCCUCCCACCAGAAAUUCCGGUCAAGGUGGUGGCUCUACUUCCGGUGAGUCUGGCCAUGGAUGCUCUUCUCUUGCUUGA